CACUGACAAUUUUUGUCGACAGCUUGUUCGACGUGUUAUGGCCGUCAUCAGCGGUGUCGUGUGUUUUGCUUGACACUUUCGUCCGAUUUCAGCCGCCUCCGAGGGAUUUUCAUCUUUUUCUUUUUUUGCCCAUGUGCCUGGUUUGAUUUCACCAUCAAAUUACUUCAAAUGGCGCGUCCUUCGAUCUUGUUUCUGUUCGUGUUUGCGACUGCGGUUCCAAGUUGGGCGUUUUAUCUGCCCGGCUUGGCUCCAGUCAACUUCUGCAAAGAAGGCGAAGGCAAUCAUGAUACCUGCAAGUCUGAUGUUGCUUUGUACGUCAACCGACUGAACUCCGAAGAUUCCGUUCUACCUUAUGAAUAUCAUCAUUUUGACUUCUGUUUGUCCGACGAGACCAAUUCUCCUGUGGAAAACCUUGGCCAGGUUGUGUUCGGUGAAAGGAUUCGUCCAUCACCUUACAAGAUUAAAUUCUUGGAGGAUCAGCAAUGCACGGUCCUAUGUACCAAGCAAUACACAGGCGGAAACCCAGAGUCUCUGCGCAACCUGCAACACCUAAAGAAGGGCAUAAGCCUGAAUUACCAGCAUCACUGGAUUGUCGACAACAUGCCCGUCACCUGGUGUUAUCACAUGACCGACGGCCAGCAACAUUGCCUUACAGGCUUUCCUAUGGGCUGUUAUAAUCAUGACGCCAACAAAGAUAACUGCAUGAUUGGAAGUGCUGCCAAGCAAAGUGUCUACUAUAUCUACAACCACGUCGACUUAACCGUCACAUACCAUAGUGGCGACAAGGAGGACUGGGGCAGCAGCUUUGGCCACAAUGGCGGCAGAAUUAUUUCUGUCAAGGUGGUUCCUCGUAGCAUCAACCAUGAGGAUCCAACAAAGCCAGACUGCAGCAGCAAAAGCCGUCCCAUGGAGAUCCACGGAAAGGAGCUCAGCUCCGGCGAGAAGCUCUCUAUCACUUACACCUACUCUGUCACCUUCAAGGCGCAAAAUGACAUUAAGUGGUCUUCCCGAUGGGAUUACAUCCUCGAGUCGAUGCCUCACUCAAACAUCCAAUGGUUCUCGAUCCUCAACUCUCUGGUGAUCGUUCUCUUCCUCUCGGGCAUGGUGGCCAUGAUCCUCCUGCGAACCCUGCACAAGGACAUCGCCAGGUACAACCAGAUCGACUCUGGCGAGGACGCCCAGGAGGAAUUUGGCUGGAAGCUCGUCCACGGUGACGUGUUCCGGCCUCCACGAAAGGGCAUGUUGCUGUCGGUGCUGCUUGGCUCUGGUAUGCAAGUGCUCUGCAUGACCCUGGUGACCCUGGCGUUCGCCUGCCUCGGUUUCCUGUCUCCCGCUAACCGCGGCGCGCUCAUGACCUGCGCCAUGGUCCUCUAUGCCUGCCUAGGAACACCAGCCGGCUACGUUUCGGCUCGUGUCUAUAAAAGUUUCGGGGGUGAAAAGUGGAAGCUGAAUGUAAUGCUGACGUCGAUGCUCUCUCCUGGUGUUGUCUUCUCGCUGUUCUUUGUGCUGAACCUGAUUUUGUGGGGCGAGGGAAGCUCAGCGGCAGUGCCGUUCACCACCCUGAUCGCCAUCCUGGCUCUCUGGUUCGGCGUGUCUGUGCCCCUGACCUUCGUUGGAGCCUUCCUCGGCUUCAGAAAGAGGCCUCUGGAGCAUCCUGUGAGGACUAACCAGAUUCCUCGCCAGAUUCCGGAGCAAUCUGUGUACACCCAGCCCAUCCCUGGAGUGAUCAUGGGUGGAGUACUGCCAUUUGGCUGCAUCUUCAUCCAGCUCUUCUUCAUCCUAAACUCGAUUUGGUCCAGCCAGAUGUACUAUAUGUUUGGUUUCCUCUUCCUGGUCUUCGUCAUCUUGGUCAUCACGUGUUCGGAGACGACUAUCCUCCUCUGUUACUUCCAUCUCUGCGCAGAGGACUACCACUGGUGGUGGCGCAGCUUCCUCACCAGCGGCUUCACAGCCUUCUACUUGUUCAUUUACUGCGUCCAUUAUUUCGUAACAAAGCUGAACAUCGAGGACACGGCCUCCACCUUCCUCUACUUUGGCUACACCUUGAUCAUGGUGUUCCUCUUCUUCCUCUUGACAGGCACCAUUGGCUUCUUUGCCUGCUUCUGGUUUGUGCGCAAAAUCUAUAGUGUUGUGAAGGUUGAUUAAGCGUUCAACCAGCGAGUGGAGAAUUGAGUGUUUUGUUGGAGCACAAUUCUUUAUAUGAUUUUUGUUGAUAAGCCAGUAUGGUGGAGUUCACACACUUCUUGUGCUUUCAACUCACUUCUGUUGGACUGACUUUGCGCAUCUUGUGAAAGAGGUUGAUAUGUUUGUCACUGUUUUCUAAGAAGUUCUCUUUCUCCUGGCAUUUGAUUCCAUCUACUAUAUAUUUGUACAUAACAAGACGAAGAAGAAGAGUAAAAGUGCGUUAUCUUGUGAUCUGUCUUCAUAGAAAAUUGAAACAGAAUAGUCGUACGUUAAGCAAAAGCAAUGCAAGCUAAACAAAUUUCAAACUGCUUAUAUAUUGACUCGAACCUGCGGCAUUUCUGGUGUUUGUAAACAACCGAUGAAUCCAAAUCUUUUUCGCAUUAUCCAAUUCAGUACAUCAGCUCAUGCACUUAAUUAUCAUAUGGUUCGUUCCCAGCUAAAGAUUAGUAUUAAUUUAUUUGAUCCAAAAAUCUUACAACAUUGAAGUUAAGCAUGAUGCUAAAUACAUAUUUCCUAUUACUUUCGAUAGCUGUGGGUGAUAACUUCUUGAUAGGUUAGAUGAUAUUGAAGAAGUAUCCUUCGUUAUUUUUAUUGCAGUGAAUUGCUUGAAUAUAAUGUGAAUCAAAUAUUAUUUCGUGUGCACUAAAGAGAAGCGUUAGAUGCGAAACGUUUUUGUGAAGAGCAAACGACUAUAAAAAUCGAGUAAAUGAGUCAUGCUGUAAAAGUAAAUCUAAGUUUUAAAAUAAAAAAUAAACCAUUGGUAAAUUUAAAAAAAA
Molecule: messenger RNA, 2960 nt
Organism: Cloeon dipterum
Lineage: Eukaryota; Metazoa; Arthropoda; Insecta; Ephemeroptera; Baetidae
Gene: TM9SF2
Product: transmembrane 9 superfamily protein member 2
Exons: 12
Coding region: 169-2145 (658 amino acids)
Biological process (GO): protein localization to membrane
Cellular component (GO): membrane
Source: RefSeq, a predicted model, not a curated record